Crotalus tigris (Tiger rattlesnake) is the source of this 3444-nucleotide messenger RNA. RefSeq names its product KIAA1328 ortholog. The record is from RefSeq and is a predicted model, not a curated record. The transcript is spliced from 10 exons. The coding region runs from base 1261 to 2994 and encodes 577 amino acids. NCBI's taxonomy places the organism in Eukaryota, Metazoa, Chordata, Lepidosauria, Squamata, Viperidae.
AAUGGAGCAAAACUCAUUUAACGAAUGCCUCACUUAACAUACAUUUUGGGCUCCGUUGUGGUUGUAAGUCGGGGACUAGCUGUAUAAAGAAAUUAUAUGUAAAAAGUCUUCUGUGAUUUGAUGGCAUCCUACUCCCAAUAGGGUUGCACAAUUGAGGCCAAAUUCCUGAAACUUAGUGUGGGUACGGUUUCUUGUUAUUUUGAAGCACACGACUUUGGUAACAUAAUCCCCAAAGCGGGUUAAAUAUAGCUUAAAAAAAAUAAAAGGCCUCAGAAGACAUAAAUGAGAAAAAUUCCCACCUGCUUCUGAGUGUUUUAUGUGAGCAUUACUCACUAAAGGUUUACUCAUCUUUCGUCUGUAUUUACAGGCUGUUGUAAUACACCUGUUAUCCGAAAACCGAUUUUAGUUUUUGGGAAAUCCUUGUUUAAGCGCACAAACUGACUGGAAGGAUAUAAAAUGCAGCAAAAUUCACUUAACAACUGUCCUGUUUCACAGUGGAAAUUUUGGGAGCUCCGUUGUGGGUUUAAGUCGAUAUACUAUCUGUAUACAGGUCAUCCUCAAGUUACGACUGUAAUGGAGACAGUCAAAAAUCGGGUCACCCACGUGACUGACUCAGUGUUAUGUCCAUUUUGCAGCUCUUGUUGUUCAGCAAAUGCUACAGCUGUUAAGAGAACCAGCGGUUCAAUAUGGGCUGGUUUUGCUGAAAACCGGAAGUCAGUGCUGGUCGUAAAUGGGAAAACUGGUCAUAAGUUGCUUUUUUUCAAUGCUCUUGUAACUUCAAACAGUUGCUUAGAAGUGCACUGUUGCCAGUCCACCAGAAAGUUGGUGGAAAAACCCUUAUUGAAGUCAGUGGUAAACCCUUUGUUUGUGUGUGGCGGCCACACUAGCUGCACAAUUGAGCCUUUGAAAUUACUAGAAGUUGGGGCUGAUUGAAGGAAUUUGAUGUUCUUGCAGACUUUUAGGGCUGGGUGAAGGUGGGCACGGGAAACACGGUUUGAAGUGUCCUCUUAAGUCACCUGGGUUGCCAUGGUCACACCUGCCCAGCGCGCAGCGUACUGUUUGCCCGCACCUACAGUAUUGUUUGGUGUUUACCCAGAAAGGAGAAGUGGAUGAGAAAUAAGGAACAAGCUUUUGAUUGAACAAGCUUUUGAAACGAGGUUUCUGGAACUGAAAUCUAAAUCUUUUCCUGCCUUUUCAGAAGAUUUUUUAACUGGUCUUAUUCUGUCAAGAGUUCACGAAGGGAGGCUGAGUCAGCUAGCUAUGCAAGGAGUUUCUGACGAGAGGAAUUUGAGACCCAGGCAACUGCGGAAAGGGCAGAAGACAGCAGCGAAGGUCAGAGCAGCUGUGGAUUCGAAUCCUGCCCCAAUGGAGGUCCUGAAAAGGAUUGGAGAAGAAGCUGGGCAGCAGGGGCCCGACAAGGGAGAACCGAAAAGUGCUUCUUUAAAGGAUUUAUGCCCUGAAGACAAAAGACGCAUCGCAAACUUAAUUAAGGAGCUUGCAAGAGUGAGCGAGGAAAAAGAGGUGACGGAGGAGCGGCUGAAAGCCGAGCAAGAGGCCUUUGAGAAGAAGAUCAGACAACUGGAGGAUCAGAACGAGCUCAUCAUCCGAGAGAGGGAAGCCCUGCAGCAACAAUACCGCGAGUGCCAGGAGCUGCUCAGCCUUUAUCAGAAAUAUCUCUCCGAGCAGCAGGAAAAACUCACCCAUUCCCUUUCCGAGCUGGAGGCCGCCAAGCAGAAGGAGCAGCAGAUGUCUAACCAGAGACGCAACUGUCCCUUGGUGCCACCUUCAGACCUGGAUGGAUCCUACCUUGGUGUAGCUAGACUACAAACUAUGUAUAAGAGCCACAACGUGACUCGUAGAAGCCCUAGUCUUCAACCUUCAACUCGACUUAGUAGGAAUAGAGGCGUCCUUGGGGCUGGCAUCCAUGGAUGUCAGACAGAGGCUAGCAAUGGGGGUCUGUUGGAAAACGGAUUGCACCAUCAAUGCGACAACAUGACAUCUCCAUCCGAGCAGCAUCCGAGUCCCCAGUUUAGAAGAACUCCUAAUGGGGACAAGAGGAAGAGCGGCUGUCCCAUUCGGGGGUGUCCUCUCCAUCAAAAAUCAGCAAACCCGGCUCACAAGUCUUUCCAGGAUGGUUGCCACGUGCAGGACCGAUAUGCGCGACCCCCGUGCGAAUCUUCCUCGGAGUAUUUUGGCUCGCCGCACCCUCCGAGGCAGAAGGUCGGCGAAGUCCCGAGAUCGAAAGAAGGCGACCGCGAUCAAAACGUUUCCGAAGAGAAAAGGAAGCAGCUCCUGCUACAGAAAAUUGAGCUGGAGAUGGAGAAGGAACGUCUCCAGAAUUUGUUAGCAGAGCAAGAGGCGAAACUUCUCCAUCAACAAGAGCAGUUACAGAAGUCCAGGCGGGACUAUCACCGGUUUAAAGCCCACGCCGCCAAUUCAGACGAGGUGCUCCUGGGCGAAACCCAGAGGGGGCCGGGCUCCUUAGCGCCAGCCAUGAACGGAAUUUGUGAUGGCGUCAGUUCCCCCAAGGUGGGCUGCGAAGGUUGCCUUUUAAAGACACCCUCCAGGAGAAGCUUCAGGGCACCAGAAGGAAACGAAAGGAUCGAUUCGGGCAGGAGGAGCCUGAGCUUCAAUAGUGACGCAGACGGCCCGACUGCUUGGGAUAGCACGAAGAAGGAGUCCGCCAGGUCCAAACGAGGGACGUCCGGGAAGGAUUCUGCCACGUCUCCUGGAGUGACGUCCAUCAAGAAGGAGCUUGUAACUGCAGCCACCUCCCCAAUGCAGCAAGGAGCUUGGCGAUACGAGACGUCUCUCCUGGACCUGGUGGCUGCCAUGAGCCCAAGGCAGGAAGAUCACCACGGCUUCCCCGGAGGAAUCCAGCCCCAGAGCAGGAUCUGUGGGAAACCCAGCUGGAACUGCAAGUCGUCCAGGGCCAAGAACGGGCUGGCCGAUUUGGAAGAGAGCCGGAUUUUGGAGGAAAUCUUUUUCAUUUGAUGGGUCUCGCGGGGGGGGGCGCCUCCGAGGACUUGUUCCCUUUUUUCUCGUCUGCGUGUGUUGACGUGUUCAGGAUCUCGCUUUUAAAUUAUUUGUCUGACCCACGAUUGUCUCUUCCUCUCUCCCCUCCCUUAGAAAAGCCGAAGAGAGUAGCUUGCCUCUCUGACCCUCCCCCCCGAAUCAUGUUAAGAGACGCCACCUUUCGAAUAAACCGCAUGGAGUGUUAGUCGGAACUUUCUGGAGGUUUUUUUCCUCCGCCAGGAUUUCAUGGCUGAAGAGGGCGGAAAAAGUCACGCCGUUGUGCAAAGGGUGGGUGCUUCGUUACUGAGUUUUGAUUUUUUUUUUUAGUGGGGGAAACCGUUUUCCAAGGGUUAGUCUCUCCCCCCUCCCUCUUUCCCUCCCCUUCCUUCCUCCCUCCCUUCCUGCCUCCCUUCCUCCCUCCCUCUUCCC